UCAACACAGGAGAAACCAAGGUGGUUGGACACCGCUUGAGUUUCCGUAAAUCAAUGUUGUGGGAGCUAUAGCCUUGCAAGGCCUUUAGCCUUUUCAAACUUCAACGCCAAAGAUAUUUUAUCGUCAAAGUGCAUUAAUUCUACAGUGUAGAUGCACCCUUAAUCUAUCCAUUGGUUGCCGGGUGGAGAAGACGGAAGAGAAGGGUCUCCAUGUGUUUUGGAGGAACAUUGAUCCUGAAAUCCCUUCUCCGAGACUGGUGUUUGGAAUAUGCAGCGUUUUGUGGAAAAGGCAGUUAAAAUUUCGUCAAAGUGCAUUAAUUGUACAGUGUAGAAGCACCCUUAAUCUCUGGAGAGGACGGAAGAGAAUGAUCUCCAUGUGUUUUGGAGGAACAUGAUCCUGAAAUCCCUUCUCCGAGACUGGUGUUUGGAAUGUGCAGCGUUUCGUGGAAAAGGCAGUUAAAAUUUCGUCAAAGUGCAUUAAUUGUACAGUGUAGAAGCACCCUUAAUCUCUGGAGAGGACGGAAGAGAAGGUCUCCAUGUGUUUUGGAGGAACACUGAUCCAGAAAUCCCGUCUCUGAUUUCUCUGUUUCGUGGAAAUGCUAUGCUUUCCCAGUGCCAAUUUCCAAGGAGUUGGGUCUUUGGGGAAGUGGGGACGGACGCCAGCAGAUGUGGGGCAGGAUGGUCCCCAUCGCCGUCACCGUCCCCAUCGUCAUCCUUCCCCGGGAGAUUAACCCUGUGGGCCCCGCAGCCCUCGUCCUUCUGCUCCUUUUGCCCAGGCCUCUCUGAUUAAAUCAUCUUGAGGUAAUUCUGCAUGUCAUUGAGACAGAUUAACGGCUGACCUUCUUCUCCCAGGAUAGGGCUGGGAGGCGGCCGGGGCCUCGCUCGAUCUCCAACGAGAGAGAGGCAGACCGACCCGGGGCAAGGAGAAGGCUUUGGUGACCUUCGGUUGGAGCAGAAGGGGACUCCAAAGCGCCAUGGAUCCCGAGGAGAAGCUCCGGCUUUGAGCCCGAAUACGGAACGACGGUGGGGAGCCAAAGGGAUUUGCCGCCGGCCCAAAGCUCCUUGGUUCUGGCCCUCGCCGGAGCCCACCAUAAAGAUGAGAAGGAUGCCCCACCGGAAGAAGCGCAAAGCCCAGGGCUAGCCCCUUCCCCUCCCGGCCUGGAGCCAGAAACAUGGUCUUGCCGGCGGCCAGCAGCAACAUGGAGCUGCAGCCGGACAAAGGGCUCCGCGUCCGCAACAACACCGGAGACUGGAGGCUGAGCUACGAAGAGUUUCGGAACCGAAGAAACUCCAUUCCGCCGGCAAAGACGCCCACCGCCAAGCACAUGUUGGCGUAUCUGCCUCGGCCUCCCACAGAAACAAGCAGUUACGGGACCUUCACCCAGAAGCCUGAAAUGAUAGCCGUUGCGAUGGAUCCUUCUGAUGAGACCCAGCUGGGGAUGGAAACCACAACCACGAAGAGAAGUGCCCUGCAAUGCAACUACGUCUCCAUGUCCUGCAGCCCGAAUAUCCCCAACGACAGGUCCGUCCUUCUCCAGAGGAGAAUGAGCACGACGGAAGGGGCCUACAGUACGGCGGUGCCAACCAAGCAACGGCCCAGCGUCUCCAUCAACACGGAGGAGCUGCCCAGAUACCACCGGUCCUCCCGGACAGACCCACUGCCACCUUCGCUGCUGAGGGAAUUAAAUGCGCGGCUGUAUCCUCAACACACUUUCGGUUCGCCCAACAUGAACUCCGGUCGGAACAAAACCCCAACCCGCAGCAUCAUCUCUGUGAACAACUCGGAGAAAGGGCAAAACAAGCGCUGCAAGCUCAUGGAGGACGACCGGCAGUUCAGUUCGGGCAACAAGCAGCAAAGGCAGCGCUACGUCACCAAGGUGGGCAAGUGCCAGGUGAACUUGGGCAACAUCCAGGAGAAGAAGAGGUUCUUGUCGGACAUCUUCACCACCAUUGUGGACCUCAAGUACCGGUGGUUCCUCUUUGUCUUCAGCAUGUGCUACAUCAUCACCUGGGUGGCCUUUGGCGUCAUAUAUUACUUUGAUUCCUGGAUACGGGAUGACGUCAACCAUAUAGGUGACCCCGACUGGAAACCUUGCAUCGAGAACCUAGAUAAUUUCAUCUCUGCUUUACUCUUUUCUGUAGAAAGCCAAAGGACGAUUGGCUACGGGUCUCGGAUUGUGACGGCCAACUGCACGGAAGGGGUCAUUUUGCUCAUGGCCCAGUCCAUCAUUGGCUCCAUGAUCGAUGCCCUCAUGGUGGGCUGCAUGUUUGUGAAGAUCUCCAGGCCCAAGAAGCGCGCCCAGACCUUAAUAUUUAGCAAGAAGUGCGUGAUCUCCCAUCGGGACGACCAGCUCUGCCUCAUGUUCCGGAUCGGGGACCUCCGGGACAGCCACAUGGUGGACGCGAAAAUCAGGGCCAAGCUGAUCAAGUCCCGGCAGACGAAGGAAGGGGAGUUCAUCCCUCUGGAGCAGUCGGAACUCAACCUGGGCUACGACACGGGCGAGGACCGCCUCUUCCUGGUGGAGCCACAGAUCAUUUGCCACGUCAUCAACGAGCAAAGCCCUUUCUGGGAGAUGUCUGCGGAAGCCUUGAAGAGGGAGCAGUUCGAAAUCAUCAUCAUCCUUGAAGGCAUCGUGGAAGCCACAGGAAUGACGUGUCAAGCCCGUACGUCCUACGUGGAGGACGAGAUCCUUUGGGGCUACCGCUUUGAGCCCUGCAUGAGCCUGGAAAAAGGCGCCUUCCGUGUCGACUACACCAGAUUUGAGAAGACCUUCGAAGUCCAGACCCCGGUGAUCAGCGCCCGCGAGAUGUACGAACAGAAGGAGAUGGAGAACCGGGACCAGUCGACCCUCAGCUUGUACUGGGACCAUCUGGUGCACCCUUGCUUCUCGGCAGAACUCAACAACGAAUCUCGGCAAGGCGAUGGUCCCAGCGAGGCAGGGAUCUCCAGGCUGGGCUUCUCCAACAUCACUGAAGAAGAGAGAAGCAACGAGUGCCAGAACCUGGAGGCCAGCGUUUGAAGCCACCACCACUGUUGGCUUCUGCUCAGCCAUGAAGACCUUGAGGUUGAUGAAGUGGUGCCUGCUGCUGGAUUGAUUUUUCCUCAUACUGAUGGCUGUCUUGAGCCCCUCGCAAAGAUGCCAGGAAAGCAGAAACAUCCAGGCAUUCUCUUGGUUUGUUUGGGAUUUAUGCGCUCAACUACUGUCGGCUUCAGGUUUCUCUUCCAAUCUCAAUCCAAUAAUAACAAUAAUAUUGCACUACAGUCAUGCAUUUCGGGGGGCUGGAAUCCCUUCUAAAGAGCCAUGUGUGAUCAAAAGCCUUGGUUUCUGCAAGCAGAUACCAGCUCUGGAAGCCUUUCAGAAGAAAGAGCAACAUCUUCUCACAGGCAGGACCAUCGAGGCUGAACCUGGGGAGCUUGCGCACUUUUGCUUGAAUUUCCUUUUCACUUUAUUUUCAAAUGAACGACGGGAAAAGCUUGGCUGCUUUGCAUCGGUGCUCCGGGGUGCAAUUUCGGAAGUGUCUCCUUGAUGUUUCUUACAGUGCCAUACUGAACUCUCAGUGUAGCUGGACCCCUUCUCCUCUUCUUCUUCUUUGCCUCACAGAAGCCUUUCGCUCCUGAACUCAUUUUACAGUCCCUUCGCCGCAUUAUCUGACAAGUGGAAUUACUUUUACCAAGAAGCCGUGCUCUUCUGCAACAAGGAUGUGGGGAGCAGGGUGGGACGAGGGAAUCGGCGGACAAAUAAAAAAGUUUCUUUUUGAA
This is a messenger RNA of Anolis carolinensis (green anole), 3759 nucleotides long. RefSeq names its product G protein-activated inward rectifier potassium channel 4. The record is from RefSeq and is a predicted model, not a curated record. Lineage: Eukaryota; Metazoa; Chordata; Lepidosauria; Squamata; Anolidae. The transcript is spliced from 4 exons. Gene Ontology annotation, biological process: potassium ion import across plasma membrane; regulation of monoatomic ion transmembrane transport. Gene Ontology annotation, cellular component: plasma membrane. Gene Ontology annotation, molecular function: inward rectifier potassium channel activity. The coding region runs from base 1172 to 3019 and encodes 615 amino acids.